This is a messenger RNA of Postia placenta MAD-698-R-SB12, 150 nucleotides long. RefSeq lists its product as hypothetical. Lineage: Eukaryota; Fungi; Basidiomycota; Agaricomycetes; Polyporales; Adustoporiaceae. Bases 1 to 150 code for a protein of 49 amino acids. The transcript has 2 exons. The record is from RefSeq and is a predicted model, not a curated record.
AUGUCUACGCCGGAUGGCCAAAGCGUCGCGGAAUCUACAGACAAGGGGCAGGAUGAUGAACUAAACCGCGAGCGACAGCACGCCUCGUGGACGAUGUCGAUGGCCGUCGAGGACUCGAUAUCAUGGACGUUCGAGGGCAAGGACGUUUGA